AUGAACACCACUGAGCCAGGCUCCAACUUCACCUUCACCCCCAACACAGAAAACAUCCCUCUGUCCAACCCGACAGCCAGCGCCAUCCCUCCGACCAUCUCACAGCCUCCAUCCUUUUCUUCAGACCACUAUGACCCCGAAGUCACCAUCAUGGUGGUCCUGGGCUUAUCACUGCUGCUGGCAGGGUUAGCGGCCUUCCUGGCCGUGUGCCGGCCCUCGGAACAGGACGGGGACUCGGAGGCGAGCUGUGGCCCAGGGGAGAGCUUGACCCGCGGCAGAAGCCAGAACAGCGAGCCCCAGCUCAAGGUGUGGAAGAGGCUGGGCUCCUAUCGGCGAUCAUACAACCUCUCCUUCAGACGACCGCCCUAUCGCAGGCCGCAAGAGCGCGAGAGCAUACAUGUUUCCCAGCCUGCAGCCCGACAGACAGCCCAGCCAGAGGCCAACAUGGAGCCCCACCUCACUAUGCCUUGCCUCUUUGACUAUGUCACCGAAAUCUGACUCGAAGGCCAGGCUGAGGGCCGACUGACUGCUCCCCAAUACAAGUGACACACUGUUUACUUUAUGGUCUAAGGGUAUGGGCGGUUGGAGGACAUGAAAACAUACUUUGCAUGCUACUUGGAUUAGGUUUGCAACA
Messenger RNA from Chelmon rostratus (copperband butterflyfish), 634 nucleotides. RefSeq lists its product as uncharacterized. NCBI's taxonomy places the organism in Eukaryota, Metazoa, Chordata, Actinopteri, Chaetodontiformes, Chaetodontidae. The transcript has a single exon. The record is from RefSeq and is a predicted model, not a curated record. Bases 1 to 498 code for a protein of 165 amino acids.